Messenger RNA from Stereum hirsutum FP-91666 SS1, 861 nucleotides. RefSeq lists its product as uncharacterized. The coding region runs from base 1 to 861 and encodes 286 amino acids. The record is from RefSeq and is a predicted model, not a curated record. The transcript is spliced from 6 exons. NCBI's taxonomy places the organism in Eukaryota, Fungi, Basidiomycota, Agaricomycetes, Russulales, Stereaceae.
AUGUCCACAUCUGCAGUCCAGCCAGCUUCCGAGAGUAAGACCACCUCUCGAAAGCGCAGAAAGGUGUCCGAUCUCGCCCUCGCCGAGCUAUCUAUAAUAUACGACCAUCUUCAGAAGUUGCGUAUCAACUCACUUGACGACGACUUAUCUGAUAUUUCCGAUGACUUGGACGAAGUGCUUGCGAAGAUAGAGAAAAAGUUGAACGUGCCCAAGCACACCCCCUUCUCCAGCAUCAACCAACGUCUAUUGGCCGAGCUCCAAAUCACCGAGGCCAGUGAACUCGCGCUCAAGAGUGACAGUUCCAGACGCACUGAGGAAGCCAAGUCUGUAGGCGCGGACAAAUUCAUGUCAUCGACGACUAUGCUAUCUUUCCUCCAGCUCCUUGAGGACCAUACAAUUCGAUCUAUAUGUAUGCGACCGAGUCACUUCAACACACAUGUGGUGGCACUCCUUGUUGGACAAGACGAAACCGAUAUUUAUCGUUUUUCACGGGAUAUCACGUUCCUCAGGACCCGGACCACUACACCCGGCUUCUUUAUUGCAGAGGCCAAGGCUUCGACGCCUCAUUUAGUGGACUACGUGCCCCAGGCAGUCGCUGAGAUGAUGACUUGCGCCAAGCGGACCCAUCUCCGUGGUGUACUGACGAACGGGGAGCUCUGGGUUUUCGUCAUCGUCAUCAGAAACCCAGAAUGCCCUGGCGGAGGGUAUUACACUUCCCCACCUAUCCAGUUGCAGAGGAAUAAAGCAGCGAUUGACGAGGAUUCGGCUAAUACGAUCUCUGGGAUUCUUGCUGCCUGGAUUGAAAGGUCUUUCGAUGACAUUGGGGAAGACGACUGGUUCUUUGUAUCAAAAAGAUUCUAA